Aspergillus luchuensis is the source of this 837-nucleotide messenger RNA. It is a transcript of the gene RRP40, whose product is annotated as exosome non-catalytic core subunit RRP40. Gene Ontology annotation, biological process: TRAMP-dependent tRNA surveillance pathway; exonucleolytic trimming to generate mature 3'-end of 5.8S rRNA from tricistronic rRNA transcript (SSU-rRNA, 5.8S rRNA, LSU-rRNA); nuclear polyadenylation-dependent rRNA catabolic process. The transcript has a single exon. Gene Ontology annotation, molecular function: RNA binding. Gene Ontology annotation, cellular component: cytoplasmic exosome (RNase complex); nuclear exosome (RNase complex). NCBI's taxonomy places the organism in Eukaryota, Fungi, Ascomycota, Eurotiomycetes, Eurotiales, Aspergillaceae. The record is from RefSeq and is a predicted model, not a curated record. The coding region runs from base 1 to 837 and encodes 278 amino acids.
AUGCCAUCUCCCUUGAUUCUUCUCCCCGGGGAUGAGAUCCCGUCAGAAUACCUCCCAUCCACCAAUUCCGCGCCAUUGAGACUUGGCCCCGGUCUCCGUCUACUUUCGCAACCGCCCUCUUCCCCUCAAGCAUCAUCCUCCCCCAGUCAUGUCCUCACAGCCACACAAGCCGGCAUUCUCUCCACAGACACCAAACGGAACGCUGUCUCUAUCCUCUCGACCCCCAAUCGCCGCUACAUUCCUACCGUCAAUGACCUGGUCAUCGCACAGGUCCACCACUCCAGCGUGGACUACUUUCACUGCAUGAUCACGCCGCAAGCGCCCCAUGCGGUGUUGGGACAACUGUCCUUCGAAGGUGCGACGAAGAAGACCCGGCCGAUGCUGAAACAAGGCGACCUGGUUUACGCGCGUGUGCUCUCAGUGGGCCUGGGCGCGGGCGCGGAGGUUGAGCUGGCCUGUGUGAACCCUGCAACGGGCAAGGCUGAACCUGGAGGACUCGGUCAAUUGAAUGGGGGAAUGGUGUUCGAUGUUUCUACGGGCAUGGCUGCUAGGUUGAUGAGGGCGAGCUCAUCCUCUUCGGACUCACAGGAUGGUGUGGCCGGGUUGGUGGUGUUGGAGGAACUGGGCAAGAAGUUGGAGAAAUCGGGCGGCUUUGAGAUCGCCGUGGGACGAAAUGGUAAAGUCUGGGUCGACUGUUCUAGCGGAGGCGAGACUUCAGUUAAGGCUACGGUAGCUGUGGGACGGUGUCUGACUACGAUUGAUGAGCACGAUUUGAAUCCGGCGGAUCAGAAGAAGUUGGUAUCGAGGAUAUUGCGGGAGAUGAAGAUUGAGGUAUAG